This is a messenger RNA of Bipolaris oryzae ATCC 44560, 405 nucleotides long. RefSeq lists its product as uncharacterized. Bases 1 to 405 code for a protein of 134 amino acids. The record is from RefSeq and is a predicted model, not a curated record. The transcript has a single exon. NCBI's taxonomy places the organism in Eukaryota, Fungi, Ascomycota, Dothideomycetes, Pleosporales, Pleosporaceae.
AUGCUCGCCUCAAGCUUCACCGUCGCCGCCAUCGCGCUCUUUGCACCCCUCGCUCUCGCUCAAUCAACGGCGUCGUCGACUUCUUCCUCGGCGGCAACAACUUCAAUGUCCAUGUCCAUGUCAUCCAUGUCGUCCAUGUCCAUGUCUAUGGUCCCUAUGCCCACGCCGUCGAGGGCGGAUGUUACGAUGGCAUGGAACGAUGGGCCAGCUAGCACAUCUGGAGCGUCCAUGUCCGGGUCUAUGGGAUCGGGUAUGAUGACCAUGUCGGAUGGUUCGGUUAUGCCCAUGUCGACGGGCAGUGCGAUGGGCCUGAUGAACAUGGGAAAUAUGACUGGUAGUGCGGGACGUUUGGAUAUGGGUACUGGAGUUGCGUUUUUGGGAGCCAUGUUGGCGGCUUUUAUUUAG